AUGACAAUUGGAUCUUCGAAUGUUCCAAUUACACCUGAGGAUCCUACGGAAGUUCAAACUGAAAAUGGUGGGACGCGCAGAGGUCGAGGACGUACGCUACUUAGAGAGUUAUACGAGUUAGAUCCAGUUGAGCGUGUCAAUGUAUGCAGAAACAGUUUUGGUCAGCCUGUUGGAUCAGAAGCUCGACUUUUAGCAGGAUACAUGGGCAUUUUAGCACGAAAUGCGAAUAUGUUGCCUAUCAACUACGAGUCAUGGCGUCAAAUGCCCAAUAGCAACAAAAACCAAGCCCUCGAUAAUAUUAAGGCGAGAUUUGCUUUAGAGGUCUCGGAUGCUUAUGUAAAGAAGGCAUUGGGAAAAAAAUGGAGAGACAAUAAAAGUACUUUGAAGAAAAAUUAUUAUAAGACAAAAACAACCCUCGAUGAGAAAUUGCAAAAUGUCCCGCUGGGUAUGUUGAGGUACCAAUGGGAAGAUGCGGUUAGAUUUUGGCAUUCUCAAAAAGGCGAGGAUCGUGAACGAGUUGGAAAAAGUAGCCGGCAGCAACAAAAAUUCACUCACAUAGCCCGGUCGAGAAGUUUUGCAUGUGUAGCUGAGGCAGUGGAAUGGUCGUCCGGUCAAAAAGUUGGAUGCCUUCAACUUUUUGAAAUUACACAUAAGAAGAAAGAUGGAUCUGCUAUGACUCCUGAAGCUGGUGAAAUUAUGGAAAAACUAAAGGAAAAAAAGACGGAGUUCGAAGUGAUUGCUUCUAGUGAUAGUUCUGUUCAUCUUGAAGACAUUAAUAACCGGAUUAUUGCUGAAGUUUUGGGUCUUGAAAAGUAUGGUCGGGUUCAAUUUCAAGGAUCUUUUAUCAGCCCAACCCAAUAUUUUGGAUCCAGCUCGCACCAAUACAUGGCUUCGGGGACUCAAUCUCAAGCUGAAGUUCAGAGGUUAAAAGACCAGAUAGCUCAGAUGCAAGCGACCACAUUUGAGGUUCAAAGGAAAUAUGAAGAACUUCAACAACAACUUAAAGCAGAUGCGGCAGUGAGGGAACAGAUGCUACAGCGAGAGAAGCAGAGGCCACAGCGAGAGAAGCAGCGAGAGAAGCAGCAAUAGAAGUAGAGGUUCAAAAGAAAUAUGAAGAACUACAGCUACGACUUCAAAAAGAUGUGGCAUCGAGAGAAGCAGAGCAGAGCAAAAUGUACGACGAACUUCAACAGCAGCUUCAGACUAUGAUGAAGAUGUUUCAGCCGUCGCAACU
Gossypium raimondii (Peruvian cotton) is the source of this 1234-nucleotide messenger RNA. RefSeq lists its product as uncharacterized. The transcript has 6 exons. The record is from RefSeq and is a predicted model, not a curated record. NCBI's taxonomy places the organism in Eukaryota, Viridiplantae, Streptophyta, Magnoliopsida, Malvales, Malvaceae. The coding region runs from base 1 to 1089 and encodes 362 amino acids.